This is a messenger RNA of Cheilinus undulatus (humphead wrasse), 2014 nucleotides long. Its product is annotated as zinc finger protein 32-like. Bases 237 to 1688 code for a protein of 483 amino acids. The transcript has a single exon. Gene Ontology annotation, cellular component: nucleus. Gene Ontology annotation, biological process: regulation of transcription by RNA polymerase II. Lineage: Eukaryota; Metazoa; Chordata; Actinopteri; Labriformes; Labridae. The record is from RefSeq and is a predicted model, not a curated record. Gene Ontology annotation, molecular function: RNA polymerase II cis-regulatory region sequence-specific DNA binding; DNA-binding transcription activator activity, RNA polymerase II-specific.
GAGGACCAUUUGACUCUCUGUCCUGGUGUCAUUUUUUUAAGGCUUAAAGUUUUUUUAAAGGACAGAUGAAAAUGCCUGCUUCGGCAUGCUGUACUUGCUGUGAUUGUGCGUGAGGUGCUUAUACAAUGUGUUUUUAAAUAACUGGCCGUCAUACCACUUAUUGGCUAAAUGCUCAAGUAUAAUUUGUGCACUUCUUUUUAGGGAUUUUUUAAAAUAUAGAAUAGGAUUUCCUGAAUAUGUGCUUCUGUAUUUCAGAUUUUCCCAUGGAGGUCCAGCAGCUGCCAGUGCAUGAUGAAGAGGUUCUCCGUGAGCAGCAGGAGCAGUGCUCCAGUCAGAACCAGGUGGUUAGCAUCAAAGAGGAACCAGAAGAACUGUGGAGCAGUCAGGAGGGAGAGCAGCAUCAAGGGUCAGGUCUGGCUGGUAUCAGCAUGUUCACUUUUGUUCCCAUCCCUGUUAAGAGUGAAUAUGAAGAGAAACCUCAGUUCUCACAGCAUCAUCACAGACAGAGUGCACAAAUGGAAACAGGAGCUGAUAAAGAGAACAAUGAAGGAGCAGAGGCAACCAGGUAUUCUGAUCUAGAGAGAGACUUCAAAGCAGAGACAGAGGUCAAGACUGAAGAUUGUUCUGAAGCCGAGACUGAUGACAGUUCUGAUUGGAAUGAGACGCCAGAAAACCAGUCAGGUUUGAACUCAGUGGAAAACAUCAAGGCAUCAGAGUGCCGUGAAAACGACAUCAAGGAGAAAACGGAGACAAAGCCAGUAUUAAAACAAGAAGACUGUGGAGGAUCAGAACAAGCUAGAAUCUCAGAUUCAAAUAGCAGUGCACAACCUCUGACUGAACUGGAGCCUACGCCUUGUGUUGAUGAUUUGACAGAGACACAUGAACAGCAGGCAGCUUUAGAUUUCAUGGAAAAGAAAUUGCAUAGCUGCUCUGAGUGUGCCAAAAGAUUUACCAGCAAAAAAAGUCUAAAAGGACAUAUGAGAACUCACUCAGGAAAGAAACCCUUCAGCUGCUCAGAGUGUAAUAAAGUAUUUGGUCAAAAAGAUUUUUUGACUACACAUAAGAAAAUCCACACCAGAGAGAAACCCUUCAGCUGCUCAGGGUGUGACAGAAAAUUUCACUGUAAAGGUAAUCUGCUGGCACAUAUGAGAAUACACACAGGAGAGAAACCAUUUGUCUGCUCUAUAUGUGGUAAACAAUUUCGACAAAAAGGGACUAUGAAUUUACACAUGAGAAUUCACAAAGGGGAGAAACCCUUCAGCUGCUCAGAAUGUGAUAGAAAAUUUCACUGUAAAGGUAAUCUGCUGGCACAUAUGAGAAUACACACAGGAGAGAAACCAUUUUCCUGCUUUAUAUGUAGUAAACAAUUUCGACAUAAAGGGACCAUGAAUGUACACAUGAGAAUUCACAGUUUAAAUAAACAUAUGAGUAGUCACAAAAGAUGGGAACCCCUCAGCUGCCCUGAGUGUGAUAGAAAAUUUAGUUAUCCAGGAAAUUUGUCUAAACACAUGGUAAUUCAUGAAGGGGAGAAUCCCUUUAGCUGCUCUGAGUGUGGUAAGAAAUUUUCCCUCAAAGAUGAUCUGAAACAACAUAUGUUCACUCACACAGUAGAGAAUCCCACUAGCCGUCUUUUACCAAUUUUGGUAACACAGGUGUACUUUGUUCAAGUUUCAUCAAAAACAACCUGAGGAGACCAGAGGCUGAAAAGAGAGGAGUUGAACACUUGAUGAUUCAACACUUUUCUGAGUCUGAGUACAAAGAUGAUGAUUUUUGGAAAUGUUUCAUGUUGAAACACUCAGAAAUUAUGAAUUUCCCUUGGUGACAUGAGAUGUAAUAAUGUUGAGACACCACUCAUGGUGUGGUAAGAAAUGGAUGACACUAAAGGUAACUAUUACUAAGCGUCCUGGUAGUCUUCAUCCUUUUCAGCAUGGGUCCUGGCAAAUCCUAGGCUGGCUUUUUUGUCCGUGGGCUUUAGGGGAGGCUUACUAAUUCUUUGACUAAAUGCAGGAAACUU